CCCCGGGCUGUCGGGCGCCGCCCUCCGCCCCGCCCCGCCCGCCCGGGGGCGCCGCGGCCCGGGGGGGUGAAGGGGGGCCCGCGCCUGAGGGGAGGGGAAGGGAAGGGGGGGGGGAACGGGGAAGGGGGGCGGCCCCGGCUGCUGCGCUCGCGGCCGGUCACGAGACGGCGCCCCACGUGACGCCGCGGCUCCGGCGGGGCGGGCGCCUCGCUGAGGGGAGCGAGAGCGGGGCGGGAGGGGCUGCCUUAAAGGGGCCGCGCGGGGGAGCGGCGCGGGAGCAGCGUGGGGCGGUGAGGGAGGGGGCGGGGAAAGCUGGCGGCUCAGGGCUGACGGGAGGGUGAGGAGAGCGAGGGGUGCCGCGCUGUCCCCGAUGGAAACUGCCCGUGGCUUCACCGGCGGGCAGCCCUGCGUCCAAAACCGAAGUUCUCAGCACUUUGUUCAGGCCACAUGCUGAAAGGCUCUUCCCUGUCUUUUGUUGUCCUCACAGCUCUGCCCUCUGCUCUGCGCCUUUGUCCUGUGAGCACCUGAUCUGUGUCCCGUGGUGUCAAGGUCCCGCAGGCUGCCCCUUCGCACAGGCACUGGCAGGCCUCGAAAUGAGGUGCUGAGAAGGGGAAGCCCAGGGCCCAGGCAGCCUUGCAUGAGGGUGCCCAGAUCCAUCCCUGCCCUGUUUCCCCCUCCGGCCCUGCCCAGUGUCACCGCUGAUGCUCUGUGCGGUGGGAGGCUUCCACAAGAAAUCUACAGCCCAAUGCGACACAGGGCUUCUUCGUCUGGGGAAAGGCACUUCCCUAUAACAAACACUGAGUGGUGGUGAGAAAUCCCCCUUUUGAAGAAGUGAGAUUUGGGAAAGUGGGGAAGAGCCAGCAGGCAGAAGGGAAACCACAAGAGCCACCUCUGGCCCAUCAGGGCCAUGGCCAGAGGACAGUGGAAUGUGGUGUAAAAUGCCUUGGAUGGAGCAAAACCUUUCUUCAGGACAAGAGGUUUACAGACUCACAAAGUCAAUACCUGAGGUCCGGCCUUGCCUAGGUUGGGGCCAUGUCCCAGCUGUGCAGGGAGGCCCCUUCGGACUGCACCUUCUGUGCAGCUGAGGCUUUGCCAUGGUACGCUGCAACCUGCAUUAGGAGCGCUACAAUUACGGGCAAAACUGAGAAAUCGCAGUGGACAAGGGCUAGCGGCCAUAGCAAGUGAAGCGUGGUUCACUGAAGCUGUUUCCUCCUGUGCUGGACUGUAACCAGAAAUCGGAGAGGGUAUUUGGAUACUUUCUCACUCUUUUGCAAGGCCUCAGAGCGCCAUCCACAGACAACAGGACAUGGGGCUCACGUUCAUGCCAUGCCCCAGAUAACACACAAAAUCCACUGCUCCAGCAGGCAGCAAAAUAAAAAUCUGGCCCAGAAUCUGUUUGCAUUUACCCGUUAUUUGGUUUUGUAAAAUCUUUCUUGUUACCUCCUUACCAAAUAGCAGUCACUGUUGUAACAGCAUCAACUGCAGAAAGUAGGGCUCAGCAUCAGACACCCAGAAAGAGCCUCCACAAAGGAGGCAUCCUGCCUAACUUUUACAUCAAACCACAGGUGUAGCAUAGCCACUGUCCUUGUUGGCUGGCCACAAAGAAGUUGUGUGCUGCCAGUGUCAUGGAUAAUGCACGUUUGGCCUCACAUGAAAGUUCCUCCUUAAAAUCAGUGUGAGAGAACUCUACAGGUUGUAAAUGGCUUGUCGUGUGAGUUCCCUGCAUGGUCAUUCCUGCUGCCACCGUGUAGGAUUACAGGACUGCGGGUCAGAAUGCAAACUGAGAGAAAAUCACAGAAAAUAUGCCUUAAGCUCUUCUACAAUCCAACUCCAAUGGAAAACAAGUCUCAAUCUCACCUGCUUAAAAAGGCAGCUGAACUGAGUAAAUGUCAAAUGUAUCAGAGACACAACUGACAAUAGACCUUGCAAAAUGAAAUUCUUAUGACCUAAGCAGUACUUGGUCUUUAUAAAAAUGUUUUACUGAAAUGAUCAGAUAAAAACACUACUAGGGAGCAGCAUUUCUGCAUUGAGGUUAGGCACCAAUCUGCAAAAGGGACCAAAUCAGAGCCAUGUGAGGCGUGUUUCCAUGGCCCCACAGGAAAUGUCCCAGGCAGGAUGGUUUUUCCUCACACAGGCAUCCUGCUAGAGAAUUUCACGUGCACGUCACACCUGGCUCCCUCUGAAAAUACAGGAGCAAGGCAGAUGUAUUCCAAUCACCCAGCAGCUAGGAGCCCCUUGAGUGGGUUCACAGCAGAUCUGCCGGUUGGUUCCCUGUGAGAAAGGCCUGAAGCAGAUGCCUGACUUUUCAUCCUCCUUCGCUGCAUCUCUGAGCGAAGCCAGGAAAUGAUCUUUGUGUGCAGCCUGCCUUCCUGCCUGGUAACUCCAACAGCCGAUGGAAGUUCUCGUCUGUCGCGCUGGAUUUUCCGGCUCGCUGUAGGCGAGCGGGCGGGAUGGCAGCGGCGGGGACGGGCACGCAGGCGCCUGGGCAGGGAGGUGGCAGUGCUGCGGCAGGCCGGCAGCGCUGAGCAGGGAGGGCCGCUGCCACCUGCCCCCGGGCCGCUGUUCACGGCAUGAGCCAGCGGCAUGGAGCGUCCUUGAAAGCCAAGCAACGUUUGUCUUAAUCUUCUGCAGCGCUGCCAGUGCAAAGGGGCCUAGAUUUAAUUCUUAAAGACAUGGCGAUGUCCAGUUCACUUCUGUGGGCUGUUGACAUAUUUGGGAGGGUUUACACUCUGUCCACUGUUGGCCAGCACUGGGAGCUCUGUAAGGAUACACAGCUGGAAUUCAAACGGGUCUCUGCUGUCAAGCAGUGCUGCUGGGGAAUAGCCUGCGAUCAUCAAGUAUACACCUACGUGUUCUCAGGUGAUGUUCCUAUUAGAUACCAGGAAGAGACCUAUGAGAAUCAGCGCUGGAAUCCAGUUGGUGGCUUUUGUGAGAAAUUAUUGCCCAGUGACCGCUGGCAGUGGAGUGAUGUGAGCGGGCUAAAACAUCAGCAGCUUGAUAGUUUCACACUGCCUUCACCACACUGGGAGUGGGAGUCUGACUGGUAUGUGGAUGAAAAUAUUGGAGGGGAACCAACAGAGAAAGGGGGCUGGACUUACGCCAUAGACUUCCCCAGCACCUACACAAAGGAUAAGAAGUGGAAUUCUUGUGUGAGACGCAGGAGAUGGAUCAGAUACAGGAGAUACAAAUCACGGGAUAUUUGGGCAAAGAUUGUAUCACGGGAUGAUCCGGAUCAGUUGCCAGACCCUUUCAAUGACAUCUCAAUUGGAGGAUGGGAAAUCACUGAUGAGCCUCUUGGCCGUUUAUCAGUGUGGGCGGUUUCUUUGCAAGGAAGGGUGUGGUACAGAGAAAACGUUUGCCAUCACAAUCCAGAAGGUUCCAUGUGGUCCUUAAUCACCACUCCUGGUGAAGUUGUACAGAUCAGCUGUGGACCGUAUGACCUCCUCUGGGCAACUCUUUGGGAAGGGCAAGCUAUUGUGAGAGAAGGAAUUGAUAGGAAUAACCCUCAAGGAAUUUCCUGGAGUACUGUGGAGUCCCCAAACUCUGAAAAUGGGAUUAUGCAUGUCUCUGUGGGUGUUGAUGUGGUGUGGUGUGUUACAAAAGAUCGGAAGGUAUGGUUUAGAAGAGGUGUGAAUUCACAUAAUCCUUGUGGAACAAGCUGGAUUGAAAUGGUUGGAGACAUGAUGAUGGUAAACGUAGGCUUAAAUAAUCAGGUCUGGGGAAUUGGCUGUGAUGACAGAGCAAUCUAUUUUCGCCAAGGUGUGACGCCAAGUGAGCUCAGUGGGAAGACGUGGAAGGCAAUUGUAUGUGGCCGAGAGAGUGACAGGUCUCAGACUGGGAGCUCAACAAGUCUGCUCAGUGCUGGCUGUUUCUUUACUGAUGAUAUUCAGAACCAAACAAACGCAAUCAUUCCCGGUGAUGCAGACACUUCCUCUGACACAGAUCUUCCAAGCAUCCCCACGUACCUUGCCAACACUCCCCCGACGGGAGCUGCAGCCAGCGACAGUGGUAGCAGCACAGGCAACCAGACAGCAGAAAUAUGUGCAAAUUUGACUGUGGAUCCUCUGGACUCUGAUCAAGGAGAAGCCAAUGUUGCUUCGACUGGUCAUAAGAAAUCUAAUCUUGAAAGCCAUAAGUCUACAAACCCAAAUCCUUCUGCAGAACUGCAGUGGACAAACAUUGACUUAAAGGAGGCCCAAAAGCAUCCAGUCCUCUCUGUCAGCACCUUUGCAGAAACAUCCAGCCUGUCUUCCCUUGGCAUGUUCUCGGUGGGAGCUGAGGAGCAGUACGGAGCCGAUGAGCACCCGCUGUGGGCCUGGGUGUCUGGGGGAGGCUGCCUUGUGGAUUUGCACAGCCCACUGAAAUGGUUCACUGUCUCCUCAGGUUUGUCGUCCUCCGUGCAGUCUCUUUCUCUGUCUAUCACUCCAGCACAGACAGCAGCAUGGAGAAAGCAAAUUUUUCAGCAGCUCAGUGAAAGGACAAAGCGGGAGCUGGAGAAUUUCAGGCACUACGAACAGGCUGUUGAGCAGUCAGUUUGGGUUAAAACUGGGAUGUUGCAAUGGUGGAGAAAUUGGAAGCCUCACAAAUGGAUGGAUGUGCGAGUGGCACUUGAGCAGUUCACUGGGAGUGACGGAAUGCGCGACAGCAUCCUGUUCAUCUAUUACAUGUAUCAUGAGGAGAAAAAGUAUAUUCAUGUAUUCCUGAAUGAAGUCACCAUUAUAGUCGAUGUUCUGAAUGAAGCCAAACACUCCUUUGCCCUGUAUACACCCGAAAGGACGAAGCAGCGAUGGCCAAUCCGCCUAGCAGCCACAACAGAACAAGAAAUGAAUGACUGGCUGUCUUUGCUGAACAUGUCCUGUUGUGAAAGCAGACGGAUUCAAGGCCCUCCUUCUCACCAUGCCAUUUGGUCAGUUACUUGUAAAGGAGACAUCUUCGUUAGCGAGCCAAGUCCUGAACUGGAGGCAGGACCACACCUGAUGCCAUGUGAUCAAAUGUUUUGGCGUCAAGUUGGAGGGCAUCUUCGGCUGAUAGAGUGCAAUAACCAAGGCAUAGUGUGGGGCAUAGGAUAUGAUCACACAGCUUGGGUUUAUACUGGUGGAUAUGGAGGUGGCUUCAUCCAAGGACUGGCCAGUAGUGCUGAUAACAUCUAUACACAGUCAGAUGUGAAAUGUGUUUACAUCUAUGAAAACCAACGGUGGAACCCAGUCACUGGAUACAGCAGCAGAGGCCUUCCCACGGACAGAUACAUGUGGAGCGAUGCCUCUGGCCUGCAGGAAUGUACAAAAGUCAAUACCAAGCCUCCUUCACCACAGUGGUCUUGGGUAUCCGACUGGUACAUUGAUUUUAGUACUUCAGGUGGAACGGAUCGGGAAGGCUGGCAGUAUGCAGCAGACUUUCCAGCGUCCUACCAUGGCCACAAGACAAUGAAAGACUUUGUCCGACGGAGGCGCUGGGCAAGAAAAUGUAAGAUAGUCACCAGCGGGCCAUGGCUGGAAGUGCCUCCUGUUACCCUGUGGGACAUCUCCAUAAUUCCCAGUUCAGAUGCGGUUGAUGAAGAAUCAGUAGCACUGUGGGCAAUCAGUGACAAAGGAGACGUGCUCUGCAGACUUGGAGUGACACAGCAAAACCCAGCUGGAACAUCCUGGCUUCACGUGGGAACAGAUCAGCCCUUCAUUUCCAUCUCCAUUGGAGCAUUUUACCAGGUGUGGGCUGUUGCUAGAGAUGGUUCUGCCUUCUACCGGGGCUCAGUGUCUCCAAAGAAACCUGCAGGUGACUGUUGGUACCAUAUUCCUUCACCUCAAAAACAAAAGUUAAAACAAGUCUCAGUAGGACGAACAUCGGUGUUUGUGUUGGAUAAGAACGGCAACCUUUGGUACCGGCAAGGUAUCACACCAAGCUACCCUCAAGGAUCUACUUGGGAUUAUGUAUCAAAUAAUAUCCGCAAAAUGUCUGUUGGGCCCCUGGACCAGGUCUGGGUGAUAGCUGACAAAGUGCAAGGAAGUCACAGUUUGAGCUGUGGGACAGUGUGCCACCGCACUGGCGUUCAGCCAAUGGAGCCCAAAGGCCUCUCAUGGGACUACGGAAUUGGGGGUGGAUGGGAACACAUUACAGUCAGAGGAAAUGCAACUGAAGCAUGUAGGGUCGCUAUGCAAGACACUUCUGAAGAAAACUCUGCAGUAUCAAAGGACUUGGAAGAGAAUGAAAGUAAAGGGAGAGUGGUACCCUCCAAAACCCCUCUGAUGGUCAGUGAAAGACAAGACUUGGACAGAAGUGCAGUUAAUUGUUAAGUUGCCACUGUCUACGUUUUGCAAACAAGCAGCAGUAAAUAUAAUUUAAAAAGAAACUGAAUGUCCAUGUGAAUGUCCAUGACCUGGAGAGAAAAACAUGAUAGUUUUGUGCUACUUAUGUUUUACUGAACUGGAAUUUACAGUGGGGUAAUUUUAAUACUGAUUUCUUCGACUGUGUCGUGUGUAAAAUGUGACUUAAUAGAACUAAUAGUUUUGUCAAAACAGGCAAGCAUUAUAGCCACAAUGUAUUUCUGACCCUUUACUAUAGCUGCUACAAAACUAUACAAAUGUGAAUCUUUGCACAUGACCAUUACAUUUAUUUAAUUUUUGUAUUACAGUUCUCGUCCCUACAUUUCUCAUAUUCACAUUGUCUUCCAUGCUACACUUCAGAUUCAUAUUUGAGCAGAGAUACCGAUAUAACUGAAUUACAAGCAUUUCCAUGAUUUGCACUGCAAACAUCCAUACAUGCACGUAACUUUGUCCAUGUGAGCCCUGUUUACAUAAGCCUGUAGGUUUGGUCACGCUACGCUUGCUCAAAUCAGUAAAAUUAAAUUCUGUACAACUCACCUUAGGAUGCAGUUACCAGUAAGGGCCAAUUUUUGCUAUCUUGGCACUCAACAAAUACCUUAAGAAGAAUCACUGGUUUCAGCAAGACUAUGUAGAGAGCAUGGUCCUAUUCAGUCUUGGUUAGAGAGGCAAAGUCUCAUGCUAGAUUGUCAGGACAAACAGCAAUAGAUCAUGUUUAGUCUCCAUCUUAACUGGAACCCUAAUCACUAAGGUAUACAGAUACCUACCUUAUGAUGUUGGAAGGGACCAGAUGCUCGAGGAGUUAGACUGUGCACCAGGUAAUUGCAAAUUAUACUUUCGUAGCAUAAAAGAGAAGAGCAGGUCUUAAAUAAGAUUCUGGCUUCACAGUGGUAAGAAUUCAAAACAACCGUGCUGGUACCAGUGGAGUUUGUCACCAUAUACUUAUGCAGGUUCAGGAGCGGCUCUGCAUUUUGCUUUUAGCAAGCAAUUGAUUCAUUCCUUCUUCCAGCAAGAAACCACUUUUUUUUCCCCCAGAAAAGCAUUUUUCCUGUCUUUUACUUAUCUUAGUUAGACUGUGAUGUGAAAUUGUUUGAAAUCAUUAUUUGAAAUCCAGCCUGUGGAAGUGCUGAGAAAGCAUUCUCUCCCAAUAGCUUCAGGAAGGCACCACCUUUUCUCGCCGGGCAGCAGUUUACAAUCAUUUUCCCUCUGUAUGUGUGACUACAUAUGAAGUUAUUUUUAUACGAUAAGCAGUGUGGUGUGGUCUCAGUACUGUAUUUGUAGAAGUAAAGCUUAUGUUUGCACGUAUUUAAAGAAUAUAUUUGAUAUUUUAAUGCCAAGGAAAGCACUGUUUCGAAACCCAAAUGUGAAUGAAGAUGGAAGAUGCUUUACUGUUUAAAAAAAAAUCUGUUGAUCUUUCCAAUAUGUGAUUAUAGAUUUCUGUUUUAUACAUGCAUUGUGGAAAUACCAUAAAUAACGUUUUGCGUUAAUUACCAUAAACAGGUUUUGCGUAACUUGCACAGUAUCUUGUCCAAAUAGAUAACUUUAUCAUGUAUUUUUAGAGAAUUAUUAGGAUUGUAUUUUCUCUGCAGCAUAUCAAAAAAGGCUUUUUUCUUUAAUAGUGUCUACAUGGCCAACUAGCAAAACAAUUCCAUACCAUAAGCUUUAUAAUGUUCCUUUGCAUUUUCCCUGCACUGUCAAGUUUCACCUACUUUCCUGUAAAACACUGGCUUUAAGUGAACACAGGUAACUUAUGUUUGAAUAUUAAGUAUUUGCUUUUUGAAACUGUUGAUUAGAAAAUGGAUUAAUUUAAAAAGAUAAUAUUGUUAUGGCUAAUUAAAAACAGGAAAAGUGACUUUAAACUAAAACGAUUUUGAAAAA
Cygnus olor (mute swan) is the source of this 8192-nucleotide messenger RNA. RefSeq names its product tectonin beta-propeller repeat containing 1 (gene TECPR1). The record is from RefSeq and is a predicted model, not a curated record. Gene Ontology annotation, cellular component: membrane. NCBI's taxonomy places the organism in Eukaryota, Metazoa, Chordata, Aves, Anseriformes, Anatidae. The coding region runs from base 2673 to 6287 and encodes 1204 amino acids. The transcript is spliced from 26 exons.